Messenger RNA from Sorex fumeus (smoky shrew), 3601 nucleotides. RefSeq names its product serine protease 12 (gene PRSS12). The transcript has 11 exons. The record is from RefSeq and is a predicted model, not a curated record. Gene Ontology annotation, biological process: proteolysis. Gene Ontology annotation, molecular function: serine-type endopeptidase activity. Bases 481 to 2775 code for a protein of 764 amino acids. Gene Ontology annotation, cellular component: membrane. Lineage: Eukaryota; Metazoa; Chordata; Mammalia; Eulipotyphla; Soricidae.
GGGAGCAGGAGCAGGGCCCGGCGGGGGCGGCGGGGAGCCGAGAGCCGGGCCGGGCGCCAAGCGCGAGCUGCCCGCAGGCGAGGCCAGCCAGACGGUCCGAGCACCCGCACCCGCGGCCUUGGCUCGGGCUCCCGGGGCCGCGGCGGGGCGGGCGGGCUCGGAGCGAAGGUCGCGCGGGCGGUCAGGGGGCAGCGAUCCCGGCCUCCCAGCCACCUGGGGUUCCCCCCCAUCUCGGACCGGGCGCCCUUCCGCAACCGGGUGGCCGCGGAGCUGGACACGGCCCCUCGCGCCCCGCUCCCGAGAGGCAGGAGCCCCCGCGACCGCGGCGACGUGGGGAGGGGGCGUCCGACCGCGCGCCGGGGGGCGGGAGGGGGCUCGAGGGUGGGAUUCGAGGGACGCCGCGGCCCCGCCCCCGCCCCCCCUUCCCCCGGGAGCCCGGGGAGCCGGGGAGCAUGGACCAGACCCCGCCGCGCGCGCACCAUGACGCUCGCUUGCUUCGCGCUGUCUCUGCUCCUAGGGGCGCUCCCCGGAGGGGCCGGCUCGGACCCGGUCCUUAGCUACCCCCUCCGCCUCCGCCCCCGCCACCCGCCCCCUCCGGGUCCCCGGUACCUCUCCCACGGCCCCAGCGGGCAACGGCGGCCCAGGACGCCCCCGCCGCUCCCGUUCCUGACCCUGCUGGCCGCCCGGCGCCUCCCGCACGCGCCCACGGACCCGCACAUGCGGGGGCCGCACCCCCAGGGCUGCCCGGACGGCGAGUCCCCGCUCAACCACACGGACUUCGGCGCCCCGUGCCUGCGCUGGGCAGAGGUGCCUCCCUUCCUCGAGAGGUCGCCCCCGGAGGCCUGGGGGCAGCUGCGAGGACAGCGGCACAACUUCUGCCACAGCCCCGACGGCGCGGACCGCCCCUGGUGCUUCUACGCGAACGCUCGCGGCAAGGUGGACUGGGGCUACUGCCACUGCGGACGUGGCCCAGCCAUUCCCAUCAUCCGCCUUACUGGAGGGAGCAGUGCGCAUGAAGGCCGGGUGGAGCUAUACCAUGCUGGUAACUGGGGCACUGUGUGUGAUGACCAGUGGGAUGAUGCAGAUGCGGAGGUGGUCUGCAGGCAGCUGGGCCUCAGUGGCAUUGCCAAAGCCUGGAGUCAGGCAUAUUUUGGGGAAGGAUCUGGCCCUGUCCUGCUGGAUGAAGUUCGCUGCACUGGGAAUGAGCUUUCUAUUGAACAGUGCCCAAAGAGUUCCUGGGGAGAGCAUAAUUGUGGCCAUAAAGAAGACGCUGGAGUAUCCUGCACCCCUCUAACAGAUGGGGUCAUCAGACUAGCAGGUGCAAAAAACAGCCAUGAGGGUCUCCUGGAGGUGUAUUACAGGGGUCAGUGGGGGACUGUCUGUGAUGAUGGCUGGACUGAACUGAAUACAUAUGUGGUUUGCCGACAGCUGGGAUUUAAAUAUGGCAAGCAAGCUUCUGCAAACCACUUUCAAGAAAGCACAGGACCUAUAUGGUUGGAUGAUGUCAGCUGCUCUGGAAAGGAAACCAGCUUCCUUCAGUGCUCCAAGAAACCGUGGGGAAGGCAUGACUGCAGCCAUGGGGAAGACGUUGGUAUCACCUGCUUCCCUGGCAGUGAUGGACACAGGCUCUCAUGGGGUUUUCCAAUCAGACUGAUGGAUGGAGAAAAUAAGAAAGAAGGCCGCGUGGAGGUGUUUAUCAAUGGCCAGUGGGGAACAAUCUGUGAUGAUGGCUGGACUGAUAAAGAUGCAGCUGUCAUCUGUCGGCAGCUUGGUUACAAGGGACCUGCCAAAGCAAGAACCAUGGCUUAUUUUGGGGAAGGAAAGGGGCCCAUCCAUGUGGAUAAUGUAAAAUGCACAGGAAAUGAGAGGUCCCUGGCUGACUGCAUCAAACAAGAUAUUGGAAGACACAACUGCCGUCACAGUGAAGAUGCAGGAGUUAUUUGUGAUUAUUUUGGCAAGAAAGCAUCGGGUAGCAUUAAUAAAGACUCCCUCUCUUCUGUCUGUGGCCUGAGGUUACUACACCGUCGGCAGAAGCGAAUCAUUGGUGGGAAAAAUUCCUUAAGGGGCGGUUGGCCUUGGCAGGUGUCCCUCCGACUAAAGUCCACACAUGGUGAUGGGAGGCUUCUCUGUGGGGCCACGCUCCUGAGUAGCUGCUGGGUCCUUACGGCCGCUCACUGCUUCAAGAGGUACGGGAACAGUACGAGGAGCUACGUUGUUCGAGUUGGGGAUUAUCAUACUCUGGUGCCAGAGGAGUUUGAAGAAGAAAUCAGAGUUGAGCAGAUCGUGAUUCACGGAGCCUACCGGCCAAACAGCAGUGACUACGACAUCGCCCUGGUUAGAUUACAGGGGCCGCAGGAGCAGUGUGCCAGGUUCAGCAGCCACGUCUUACCUGCCUGUUUGCCACUCCGCAGGGAGCGACCACAGAAAACUGCCUCGAAUUGUUACAUAACAGGAUGGGGUGACACAGGACGAGCCUAUUCAAGGACACUUCAACAAGCAGCCAUCCCCUUACUUCCCAAGAGAUUUUGCCAAGAACGUUAUAAAGGUCGGUUCACAGGAAGGAUGCUGUGUGCUGGAAACCUCCAGGAACACAGUCGUGUGGACAGCUGUCAAGGGGACAGCGGAGGGCCACUCAUGUGUGAGAGGCCUGAUCAGAGCUGGGUUGUAUAUGGGGUGACCUCUUGGGGAUAUGGCUGUGGUGUCAAAGACUCACCAGGUGUUUAUACCAAAGUCUCAUCAUUUGUACCUUGGAUAAAAAGUGUCACCCAGCUGUAAUCCUUUGUGGAAAACUGCAAUCCCUUUUGACAUUCAGGUUGAGGAUCAGAGACAUUUUGCGUUGUGUUAAGAAUUGUGUACUUCCAUUGCUUGAGAAUGUGAUGUGAACAUUUUUGGUUCCAGAUACCUCAAUGUAAUAUUAGUUUAUCUUAUUUUAUAGAUUUUUAGGUAGAGCUGCUUUUCAUCUAAGCCCACUUUAAUCACGUUUUAGAUAAUCUGCUAAAUAAUCAUUUGCCCUUAACAUAAUGAGAUCCCCUGGCACCCCAAGAACCCAUCCCACAGACUUAAGACUCAAGUCAAAUUAUGUGCUGGGCAUUUGCCGAUAAUGACACUGCCCACUGUCAUCCAUUUUCUCCUUUUCCAAAGCUACUACAUAUCCUCACAGGACAUUUCUGGUAGCAAUGUAUUCUUUGCCCAAACAUAAGACAUCUGAAUUAAUUUGUUAUCCUCUUACAAGUUUAAGGCAGUAUGUAGGAAUAUCUCUUUCCUCAUUCUGCAAUGAUUUUAAUCUUCGCUUUUCUUAAAAAAAAAAAAAAACCCACAAAAUUUUUAACUGGUGCUUACCCAAUGGUGCUUUAUAUUAUUACUUUGUAGAGUAGCCUCAGUCUUUUCCUAAAGGUGUAAAAUAGUAUCAGCAAUUUCUCAGAUGCGAGCUGCAUCAAAUAAACACACAAGGGCCCAGGGAAAAUGUACAGAGGGCAGAACACCAGUGAGCUUGGAUCAUACAAGUACAAGCAACAUGACUUCCUGCUUUUAAGGGUGGAACCCCCGGCAUUACUUGUGAUGACCCCAGUGCUCCAACAACUCCCAGUCCACAAGUAGACAG